Messenger RNA from Opisthorchis viverrini, 837 nucleotides. RefSeq lists its product as hypothetical. Bases 1 to 837 code for a protein of 278 amino acids. The transcript is spliced from 5 exons. The record is from RefSeq and is a predicted model, not a curated record. NCBI's taxonomy places the organism in Eukaryota, Metazoa, Platyhelminthes, Trematoda, Opisthorchiida, Opisthorchiidae.
AUGUAUUAUGCGUUCGCAUCGCGCUACCUCAAAUACACAAUUGUCAGAUUCUUAGUGAAUCGUGCCACGAGGCCAUACUCGGACGAGUCCAUGCAAGUAAAUGAACUGAAGAAAACUCAGCAGGAUAUUGCAGAGAAGCGCCACCGAGCUCCUGGUCUGAAUGACCUUCCACCCGCACUGUUCAAAGACGGAGGUGAAGUCCUCAGUCAGCAUUUGUCCGAUCUGUUUGCUUCCAUUUGGGAAAAGGAGUCUGCCCAGACAACUGAGGAGAACGACAUCGAUCUCAUCUUGGAAGAGGACGAGGCGCAGGUGCUUUUCGAUGAACUGACAAAAGUCACCCUGUCCUUUGAUAUGCACUUUGCACCCACAAAGUGUAAGGCCAUGCUCCUUGUCAUGCAGUCACUGAACCCGCCACUUACAAUUCAGGGAGAGGUACUGGAAGUUGUGGAGCGUUUUACGUAUCUUGGAAGUUGUAAUGUGAUAGAUGAGCUGGAUGCACAAAUCUGCAAGGCUCGGGCCGCGUUUGCUAACUUGAGACGCCCAUGGCGUCAGAAUGGUUUAUCCCUGAAUCUCAAGGGACAGGCUCUAUAUGCCUCUUCCAGUGGACGCGCACGUGUCUACGCCAAAUUCUUUCCUGAGUUCACCAAAUUCAGUGGCGUCAAACAAGGAGAGUCCAUUACACUUAUUCAGCUUCAUCUAACUGAAAGCUCAGAUUCGCCCAACGCUUAUGCAUUCAUACUAGCCCUACCCAAUGGAUCAAACAGAAGGGAAACCAACCUUCCUUAUCGUAAAUCCAUCCCUGAAUGUCUGCCUAUGCAUCUGUUGUACAGCAAAUGA